Messenger RNA from Caenorhabditis briggsae, 735 nucleotides. It is a transcript of the gene Cbr-tag-83, whose product is annotated as Protein CBR-TAG-83. The record is from RefSeq and is a predicted model, not a curated record. The transcript is spliced from 6 exons. NCBI's taxonomy places the organism in Eukaryota, Metazoa, Nematoda, Chromadorea, Rhabditida, Rhabditidae. The annotation marks the transcript as partial.
CAGAAACAAAAAAUGAAAGAUCGAAAAGAAGGAGUACAAGUGGAAUAUGUGACUUCUCGACUCAUUAUUAUGUCAUGUACGGCUGAAACCAGUGAACGGAAAUUUGUGGAAUCCCUGUUGCCAGCCGCACAGCAGGUUCAGAAGGCACAUGGGAAACAUAUUAAAGUUUGGAACGUCUCCCAACGACGUCACGACAUCAGCUCUUCCCUGGACGCGAUCGCAUUCGGAUGGCCAUCAGAAACUGCUCCACCACUUGAGAAAUUGUGCACGAUUUGCAAGAAUCUGGAUCAGUGGAUGUUGGAACAUCCGUUAAACGUCGCUGUUAUCUUUUGCAAGGGAGGCCUAGAAAGAUGUGCAGUCGUUGUGAACGCCUUCAUGCGGUAUAAUGCUAUUUCUGCCACAGACGACUCAGUGGAAGAUCGAUUUAGUAUGCAGAGGUUUUCAGAGAGAUUUCUUGGGCCGGAUGGACCACCCAGCUAUAAAAGAUACCUUGGCUACUUUUCUUCCCUCCUAUCUGGUCGAAUUUCCGUCAACGCUGAACCCCUGUUCCUACAUUAUAUCAUCCUUAACUUUUUCGAACCGAUCAAUGUGUUUCUCAAAAUUUACGAGCGACUUGUGCCUGUAUACCAGUCAAAGACAGUAACCCUCAAAGAUGCAUCGAAAUUCGAAAUGGACGGAAGUCUGAAAUUGCGUGGAGAUGUCUUCUUCAAAUGUAUCAUAGCUGCUUCUUCGUGA